UUUUCUUAUUUGUUGAUCAUUCGUGACGUUGCAGUCAGAUUUGAUCUCACUGGAAAAGCCCCGCUGAUAAGCCCCGCUGCCCCUUUCCUCAAGACCACCCGCCCAUCGCCGUCCCUUCGCUCUACCCUUGUCCCCGCCUCGACUUCCAGCUCACACACCCCCUCCCCUCGCCUCCCGCAUCCCCCGGUUGGCUUUGGCGCGCUUGGCUUGUUCGCUUUGAGAAAUGAAGCUCGCUUUACUCUCAACCCUCCUCGGCUUCUGCUGCUUGCUGCAGCAUGCGGCCGCGAUGCACAUCCACACCACCGUGUCCACAACGGAUCCAAUCACGUACCUGAACAAGUUCUGCUUCGACCAGGGCGCAGACACGGGCUACAUGUGGGGCGAUGUCCGCCCAACGACGGCCGCGGUCGCUCAAACAAGCGCGUUCAACGGCGCGUUUGUAUUCGUUAACGACGAUCUGUGGGCCACGCUCGGCGGCAUGACCGACUGCGCAAAGAUUGUCAACCAGAUCCGCGACUGGGAGAACAACGACAUUCCGUACCUGCACUGGUGCGCUCCGUUCAGCAACAACCGCACGGCGCCAGCGAAUUGCUACGCCGUCCCGCCGUUUACUGAGCCCAAGGCCAACAUUGUCAACGAGUACAGCGCAUACACGCGAUCCCGCUUCUGGUAUGCCAGUCUGGUUGCGUGCGACUUUUCGACCGCCACCCCGUCCGCGGGAGGCGUGCACGGCGUUGUGGACGUCUGGGUGGUCAACGGCAAUCCGAACGUUGUCAGCCACGACUACUUCAUGUACCAGUUCUCCUUCGAGUACCAGGGCGCUCUUGGUCUCUUUGUGGCCUACUUUGUCUUGUACAUCGUCCUGGUCUCUGCACACGUCUUUGUGCACCUGCGCAGCGGCGGUUUUGCCGGCAUGCCGCUCUUUGUGCGUCUCGCGUCGGCCGCCAUGUUCCUCGAGUUUCUCGCCGUCCUGGCCAACCUCAUUCACUUUGGCCAAUACUCGCAGGAUGGCGAGGGCGUUCCUGGAAUGCAUGCGUUUGGCUUCUUUUUGCAAAUCAUUUCCCAGUGCGUCUUGAUGCUCCUCCUCCUCUUGUUCGCCAAGGGCUGGAGCUCCCCUCCCAGCAGCGGUGCCAAGCGCCGCCUCAUGCUCGGUCUGUUUGGCGGCUAUUCACUCUUGUUCAUUGUCCUCUUCAUUUGGAUUGAGGCUGGCCAAGAUCCGCAAUCGCUGCUGAACGAGUACCAAACCUGGCCCGGCGCCCUGAUUCUGACCCUGCGUUGCCUGAUUCUUGUUUGGUUCAUUUAUGAGCUCCUGCGCACCUACCGCAAAGAGGUCAACUCCGACACACUCAGCUUCUACCGCCGGUUUGGAGCAUUCUUUGUGGUUUGGUUUGUCGCCUUGCCGCUCAUUGUCAUCGCGGCCGCCAUUGUCGAUCCGCGCUGGCGCUACAAGACCAUCAACGGCUGCUUCUACACACUCAACUUUGUGUCGUUUGCCUUCCUGGCGUUCCUGCUGUCGCCAUCCCGCUCGUCCAAGUACUUUAAGCUUGAUCAGGCGCACGACGACGAGGACACAUCCGACUCGAGCGCGCUGCCCUAUGAUUCCAUUUGAGAGUGCGGGCCACUCGGAUGUCCAUCCCGGCAGUUGCAGCAUUGAGCAAAAGUUUUCGCUCUUUGCGCGUUUGCAAAAGAGGUUAAUCCUUUGGUGCACAAGUGUUUUUUUCGUUUUGCUUUUUUCGUUUUGCUUUUUGCGAGUGUUAUUGUACAUUCCGAUUCGUUUCGUCAGGCUAACAACCAAUUAGUAGUGGC
Messenger RNA from Capsaspora owczarzaki ATCC 30864, 1806 nucleotides. RefSeq lists its product as hypothetical. Bases 224 to 1609 code for a protein of 461 amino acids. The record is from RefSeq and is a predicted model, not a curated record. The transcript has a single exon. Gene Ontology annotation, biological process: G protein-coupled receptor signaling pathway; response to pheromone. Lineage: Eukaryota; Filasterea; Ministeriida; Capsasporidae.